AUGAAGCCUAUAUCUGUGUCAGGCACCGGUCUCGCGACAUCUAUUGCUUUGGCGACAUGUUUAGCAGGCGCGUUGGCCAAAGGGAAUAGUUCGACUGUUCCGCUCAGGCUGACAGUCGCAAGGGAGGGUGGCAACAAGUCGAGUCCGCUCCUAUAUGGAGUUAUGUUUGAGGAAAUGGACCACUCUGGUGAUGGUGGAAUUCACGGACAAUUGCUACAUAACAAUGGAUUUCAAGGAACUAGUCUGGGUCUGACUGCCUACGCUCCGGUGGGAGAUGUGACAAUCUUCCAGGAUACCUCAAAACCCGUCAGCAAAGCAAUUACGUCUUCGCUCAAUGUUGAAGUACCAAAUGGGGUUAAAGACUAUGUUGGCUUUGCCAAUACCGGUUACAAAGGAAUUCCAGUCACCGGCGCCACAUACAACUGUUCAUUCUGGAUGAUGGGUAACUACUCGGGAACCAUCAACCUGCAGCUUGUUGGGUCGCAUGAUGGUUCGAUACAUGCCGAUCACAACUUGACUGUCAACAGUACGGAUUCAAAAUUCACGGAAUUCAAAACCAGGUUCAACACUACUUAUACACCAAAAGGGGACAAUGAGUGGCAUUUGACCUUUGAUGGAUCGAAAGUUGCUGGUAGCUCGUUGAACUUUGGCUUAAUUCAGCUGUUUCCUCCUACUUUCAAAGGAAGAGAAAAUGGGUUGCGAGAUGACAUUGCAUUGUUUCUGGACGAGAUUAAUCCAUCGUUUCUCCGUUUCCCCGGUGGGAACAACCUCGAAGGCUUGCAAGUUGAGUCUCGCUGGAAGUGGAACACCACGAUUGGACCCGUGGUCGACCGCCCAGGAAGAGAAAGUGACUGGUUUUACCCUAACACAGAUGCCCUCGGCCUGGACGAAUAUCUGUGGUGGUGUGAAGACAUGAACAUGGCGCCACUCCUAGCUGUGUGGUCAGGCAAGUCCUAUGGGGACAUCCUCUCCGGGCCAGACCUUGAACCUUUCGUCGAAGAUACCAUGAAUGAGAUGGAAUAUCUCUUUGGCGACUCCUCGACACAUUAUGGCAAACUGCGAGCCCGCAACGGUCGGAAAGAUCCAUGGAAGGUUGAUCUUAUUGAAAUUGGAAACGAAGAUGACCUGACCCGUGGCUGUGACACCUAUCCGGAUCGUUUCAAUCAAAUCUACAAGGCCAUCCACGACAAAUACCCACACAUCACGCUUGUUGCCUCCCAUGGGAAUUAUUCAUGUCUGCCAUCUCCCCUUCCCAAAAAUGUCAUUAUCGAUCUGCAUCUGUAUCGCGCACCAGACGACUUUGUCAAAUUGUUCGAUCAGUUUGAUAACCAGCCGCGGAACCAGUCAGUGAUGAUUGGAGAGUUCGGAUGUCGCAAUACUACAGAAGAGACAGGAGUAUACUGGCCUUACAUGCAGGGCAGCUGCAGUGAGGCUGUAUACAUGAUCGGAAUGGAGCGCAACAGUGAUAUUGUCAAGAUGGUGGCUUAUGCACCCUUGAUGCAGCACUUUGAUUUCGUCACUUGGUCGCCCACCUUGUACGGGUUUGAUUCCGCUCCUGACUCUAUCACACCUACAGUUUCAUAUUUUGUGCAAAAGAUGUUCGCAUCCAACAAGGGGGACACCAUUCUUCCAGUCCACUCAUCGGCAGGAUUCGGACCUGUUUACUGGGUGGCCUCGAAGACAGGUUCACAAUACUACUUAAAGCUAGCAAAUUAUGGUCACGAGCAUCAGAAUGUUAAGGUGAGUAUACCAGGAACAAAAACCGGUAGACUGGAGAUGCUUUCUGGACCCAAGUAUCACGGCGACACGCCUUCCAACGUGCAAAUCAAAACUGUCACCACCAGUGUCUUCAAUGGACAAGGGAAUUAUACAAUAAGCAUGGAUCCUUGGGCUGUCGCUGUUCUGGCAGUCUCAUGA
Penicillium verrucosum is the source of this 1917-nucleotide messenger RNA. RefSeq lists its product as uncharacterized. Gene Ontology annotation, molecular function: alpha-L-arabinofuranosidase activity. The transcript has 4 exons. Lineage: Eukaryota; Fungi; Ascomycota; Eurotiomycetes; Eurotiales; Aspergillaceae. The record is from RefSeq and is a predicted model, not a curated record. Gene Ontology annotation, biological process: L-arabinose metabolic process. Bases 1 to 1917 code for a protein of 638 amino acids.